Molecule: messenger RNA, 1129 nt
Organism: Myiozetetes cayanensis
Lineage: Eukaryota; Metazoa; Chordata; Aves; Passeriformes; Tyrannidae
Gene: HSPBP1
Product: HSPA (Hsp70) binding protein 1
Source: RefSeq, a predicted model, not a curated record
AUGGCGGGCGAUGGCGGCGGCGGCGGGCGGCGGGGCCGGGGGCUGGCAGGACCCCCACACGCUGCAGGGCUGCUGGAGAUGGCGGUGGUGGCCGGCGAGGCCCAGCCCGAGCCCCGGGAGCCCAUGGGCGAGGAGCGGCAGCAGUGGCUGAGAGCGGCCGUGUCCGAGGCUCUGGGGGGCUCUGGGGGCGCGGGGGAGCUCCGGCGCUGCCGGGUCCUGGCCGGGCCCUGCCCCGGGGAGGAGGCGGCCGAGCGGGCAGGGGACACGGGACCCCACGAGGAGGCUCUGGACGAGCUGGCAGAGCUGUGUGAGAACCUGGACAACGCCACAGAUUUCUGUGCCCUGGGGGGGCUGGAGGCAGUUUUGGGGCUCCUGGGGCACCUGUGGCCCCCACUGCGGGCAGGGGCCGCCCGAGUCCUGGGGGCUUGUGCCCAGAACCUGCCGGGGGCCCAGGCCCGGGCCCUGGCCCUGGGGGCCCUCCCCGCCCUCCUGGGGGGCCUCAGGGGGGACCCCGACCCCCGAGUGCCCCCCGCCGCCCUCUUCGCCAUCUCCUGCCUGGUGCGGGCGCAGCCGGAGGGGCUGGAGCAGUUGGAGGCCCUGGGGGGGCUGGAGGUUUUGGGGGGGGCCCUGCAGAGCCCUCACCCCCCGCUGAGGGCCCGGGCGGCCUUUCUGCUGCACUGUCUGCUGAGGGAGCACCCCAGGCUGCGAGGCCCCCUGGUCCAGCAGGGCCUGGUGGCCCGACUGGUGACGCUGCUGCGCUCCGAGCACGACGGGGCCCACGAGCACGGGCUGGGGACCCUCUGUGGCCUGGCCACGGAUUUCCCGAGGGGUUCGGGAAUGCCGAGCCCCGCCCUGGGGCUGGAGGAGCUGCUGCGGGAGCGCCGGGAGCUGCUGCAGGGCCGGGACGAGUUCCAGGAGGAGCUGGAGUUCUGUGAGCGGCUGCUGCAGCUCUGCUUCGAGACCCCCGAGGAGACCACCAUGGAUCGGUGACCCCCACCCCUCCCCUCCCUCCCCAGGACCCCAAAACACCCCCCCCACGGGGGGUCGCUGGCACCCCCAGAACCUCCCGCCGCCACGCCUUGUGCCCCUCUCCCCGAAGCUGGAGGGGGAAUAAACGCUCCAGACCUGA